Guillardia theta CCMP2712 is the source of this 597-nucleotide messenger RNA. RefSeq lists its product as hypothetical. Bases 1 to 597 code for a protein of 198 amino acids. The transcript has 3 exons. NCBI's taxonomy places the organism in Eukaryota, Cryptophyceae, Pyrenomonadales, Geminigeraceae. The record is from RefSeq and is a predicted model, not a curated record. Gene Ontology annotation, molecular function: DNA-binding transcription factor activity.
AUGACUGAUCCCCAUGCCCCCCACGACACUGAGCCCCUCGCUGCUAUCUUCCCAAGGCGAAGCAUUGGCAACGAAGAAGUCAGGACUGCCGUCCAGGUCUCCCUCCCCCAGAUAGCCAAGCUCUUUCACCUCAAGCAGUCCGAGGCCGCCGACAUCCUCGGCAUCUCCCUGACAGCUCUCAAGAACACCUGCCGCAAGCUCGGCGUCAAGAAGUGGCCCUACGCCCGCAAGAGGUCGCUGUGCGAUCUGGAGAAGCUGCAGGAGGAGUUCUUCAUGGAGCUGGAAGGGAAGGCGAGAGAGCGGGAUGGGAGGGGCUCAGCAACGUCUCAGUCGCAGUCAGAGGAUGGGAGGACGUCGAGCUCAGGGACGGGGGGGUACGAGAGCGAGGACUGGGAGAAGGCGUAUGGGCCGGAUCUGAUCGCAGUUCGGUGGGACUACAAGUGUGAGACUGUGUACGCUGUGAUGGUCGAUGCUUUGAUGAAGUUGUGGAGUGCUAUGUCAAAGAUAGCUCUGAGAAGACUCCAAGUCCUCCAACCAGGGACUCAGGUGGGGGUACUUCAGGGUUCCGUUGUUCAUCCGACGAACCUGGAAGUUUGA